CACAUUUGUUGGCGAUUGUUGUUUCAUAAAAUUACAUAUCUGGAAAAUUGUGAUGGGCACUUACUCUCUGAAAAUCUUGUUUGCAAUGUUAGUGUGCUUUUUGCAUACCCAAGCAUCCAUUCUUGGAUUCAACUCCUCAUCACAUGUGAAAUGCAUUGAGAGGGAGAGACAAGCACUGCUCAACUUCAAACAAGGCCUUCGAGAUGACUUUUGCAUGCUGUCUACAUGGAGCAAUGGUGAUAACAAUAGAGAUUGUUGCAAAUGGAAAGAAAGGCAUCGACUGCAGCAAUGAAACAGGUCAUAUACAUUGCAGGCAUUAUUCCUUAACAAUAACAGCUUGAGUGGGGAAAUUUCUAGCUUCAUUCAAAAUUCUUCAUGGUGCAACAGACUUGUAUUUCAGACUCUGGAUUUAUCAGAUAACCGGAUUGCUGGCAUGCUACCUAUUCUUUCAAAUUUUACAUCUUUGAGGAGAUUAGAUAUUUCCAAUAAUCAGUUAACUGGAGAAAUACCUAAAAGCAUUGGGUUGCUACAUGAGUUGGAGUAUCUUUCCCUAGAGGAGAAUUACUUGGAGGGUGAUAUCACUGAAUCACAUCUCACAAAUUUUUCCAAAUUGAAGGUCUUAGGCAUAACAGACCACUCAUUGUCUGUAAAGUUUGGUGCUACAUGGGUUCCACCUUUCCAAUUACAUACUUUGGGAGUAGCUUCUUGCAAGUUGGGUCCUAGUUUCCCAAGUUGGCUCCAAACUCAAAGUCACUUGAGCAUGCUAGAUAUUUCUGAUGCUGGGACUGAUGACUUUGUACCAGACUGGUUUUGGAACAAGUUACCGCAUAUAUAUGGUCGAAUUCCUAACUUUUUGUCACAAGCUUGGACAUUGGAUCUUUCAGAAAACAAGAUUUCUGACAUAAAUUCAUUCUUGUGUGGAAAAAAUGCAACUCAUACCUGGAAGAUUCCACAGUCCAUGGGUACUCUUGUUUAUUUGCAAGCAUUGGAAAAUUCAUCUCUUGGAUCUUUCAAGUAUAUUCUAAAGAGCAUUGAUCUCUCAAGUAAUGAUUUAUCAGCUGAAAUACCAAAAGAGGUUGGGUAUUUAUUUGGAUUAGUUUCUUUGAAUUUAGCAAGAAACCACUUAACUGGAGAAAUUCCUUCUGAGAUUGGGAAUCUAACUUCACUAGACUUUCUUGACUUAUCAAGAAAUCAUUUAUCUGGAAAAAUUCCUUCUACUCUUUCCAAAAUUUAUCAAACAAUGAUCUCAGUGGAAGAAUCCCAUGGGAAGGACAUUUGCAAACCAUUGAUAAUGCAUCUAGUUUUGAAGGAAAUCCUGCCAAGUGCGAUAGGUGGCUCAAAGGCUAGCAGAAUUGCAAUUGUGACAGCUAGAGAAUAUUACAAAAUGACAAAUGCCGUUAUGCUUGUUUCCCUACUGCGGUAA
Glycine soja is the source of this 1423-nucleotide messenger RNA. Its product is annotated as receptor-like protein EIX1. Gene Ontology annotation, molecular function: protein binding. The coding region runs from base 434 to 1423 and encodes 329 amino acids. The transcript is spliced from 6 exons. The record is from RefSeq and is a predicted model, not a curated record. Lineage: Eukaryota; Viridiplantae; Streptophyta; Magnoliopsida; Fabales; Fabaceae.